This is a messenger RNA of Lonchura striata (white-rumped munia), 1466 nucleotides long. The record is from RefSeq and is a predicted model, not a curated record. NCBI's taxonomy places the organism in Eukaryota, Metazoa, Chordata, Aves, Passeriformes, Estrildidae.
AUGGCCGCCCCUGCCGAGCCCGAGCGCUCGCCCGGCUUCAAGAAGCCGCCGGCGCUGCUGCGGCUGAAGCGCAAACGUCCCGGGCGGAGGAGCGACCCCGCCACCGCCGCCGCGGAAGCCGCCGCCGCCCCGGCCCCGCGGGGCUCCGCGGCCGCCCGGCGCCGCAACCCCUUCUCCAGCCUGGAGCGAGCUCCGCGGCGGGCGGCGGCCGCCCCUCGGCCUCGGGCAGCGGCCCCGGCGGGCGGGGAGGCGUCGGCAGCGCCCUUCUGGCAGUUUUUAGAGCCGGCGGGUGAAGAGAAGCCUCCCGGCAGAGCGGAGCCUGCUGAAAGUUCCGACAUCCUCGACCUAAGCCAGAGCCCUCAUUCACCUCUGGCUGUUCCCAAAGCUCCCUCCUUGCCAAGCGAGGAAUUCCCUGCGGACUGGAGCAUUAAAACCCGGGUUCUCUUCAUGUCCUCCCAACCCUUCACCUGGGCAGAGCACCUGAAAGCACAGGAGGAGGCGCAGGGCUUUGCCCAGCACUGCAGAGCUGCAGAAACCACCUUGCCCCGGAGCGUGCAGGAGCCGCGGCUGUGCACGGAGCUGCGCUGUGCCUUCCAGCAGAGCCUGGUCUACUGGCUGCACCCCUCGCUGUCCUGGCUGCCGCUGUUCCCCCGCCUCGGGGCAGACAGGAGGAUGGCAGGAAAGGCCUGUCCUUGGGCACAGGACGAGGCCGUGCAGCAGGUGCUCAUGAGUGACUGGGAACCAACUCCCAGUGAUGAUGAUGAUGAUGGAAGCUUCUCUUGGCUUGAGGAGAUGGGAGUCCAAGACAAGGUGAAGAAACCAGAUACUAUUUCUAUCCAAAUGCGCAAGGAGAAGCACGAGGUGCAGGUGGAUCACAGACCCGAGUCGCUGGUGCUGGUGAGAGGCAGCCACACCUUCACGCUGCUGAACUUCCUGAUCAGCUGCCGCAGCCUGGUGGCGGUGGCGGGGCCGCAGGCGGGGCUGCCCCCGACGCUGCUGUCCCCGGUGGCUUUCCGCGGCGGGACCAUGCAGACGCUCAAGGCUCGCACUGUCAGCGGCCGUGCCCGGGCGCAGGGGGGCUUCGAGGACGUGUUCAGCCUGGAGGUGCUGGGGCCGGUCCUGCCGCACGCCCUGCACGCCCUGACGCUGGUGCUGGGCCCGGCGCAGCGCGGCGCCUUCCGCGCCCUGCUCAGCGCCCACGAGCCCAGCGCCGCCUUCAACGCCCGCCCGGCCCCGGCCCAGGAGGAUGUGCAGCAGGACCUGCCUGCCUGCGGGCUGCAUCCCAAGACUUUGGAUCAGCUGCAGCAGUGUCCGACUCUGGGAAAAUCCUCCAUCCGCUUGCUGGAGAUGAAGGAUUACACCUACACCUGGAAGGCCUAGGGAUGCUGCUGGUCCAUGGAGCAGGACGCUCCCUCCCAGGGCUGCAGGUGCUGGGCUCGGGGCAGGGCAGGAGGGACACCCCACAC